Molecule: messenger RNA, 2839 nt
Organism: Dendroctonus ponderosae (mountain pine beetle)
Lineage: Eukaryota; Metazoa; Arthropoda; Insecta; Coleoptera; Curculionidae
Exons: 10
Coding region: 801-2642 (613 amino acids)
Source: RefSeq, a predicted model, not a curated record
UUGUUACCUUAACCUUGUCGAUGGCUGUUUUUAUGUGCUUCUUCCAGGUCAGCUGCUUAUCUAAAACAACACCCAAAUAUUUAGCAUCUUUUUCCCAUUCCAUGUUUUGUCCCUCUAUGGUGAUGUUGCCAUCGACACUGUCCUGCUUCCUGCCAAUAAGUAUGGCCUGACUCAGAGACAAGGGAUUAUUAUUUCUUGUCUCUGGCCUGACCCUUCUCUGCAUUUAUCUUCAGUUUCCACUUAAUGAACCACUGAUGUCGUUCGUCAAUUGCAAGCUGGAGCUGUUGCCUGAUGCAGUCCUUGCGACAUGAGGAUGUCAGAAGGGCCGCAUCAUCUGCAAAGAGUGCCAUCGUAUUCAUAGAUGAAGACAACUUUGGUGGUAGUCGUAUUGGCAGCAUAGAUAAAGACAAGUUGAUGACAUAAAUGAAGACUUGUUGAUGUUGAUGACAAGUGAUUGGAGGUCUUGGGAUGUCGCUUGUGUGACGUUAUGACUGAAAUGCGAAAUGGCCAACACGUGACGUCACACCUUCCGCCCGUAAUUUUUAAUUAUAUUUUUGUUAUUUGUAAGCACUGAUAGUUGAACGCUUUUAAUUCACAGAAUAUUAUAGAAAAGCAAACCAAUAUUGCCAAGAAUUUCCCAAAAAAAACAUAAAAACACGUUAUUCUAAGCUGUAACAAUGUCAAAACUCAAACCAAAAACGAAUCGGCGACAUAACUGUCAGUAAAAUAUUUGAAAACGAUAAUUUUGUUGCGUUGUGUUAGUUUUUGUAAAGCUGAUAUCUCAAAAAAAUAGUCUAAUAAUGAGCGAGAAACCGACGGAAAAUCAUAUUCAAAACAUAUGUGCCAUAGUUGAAGAGCGCGACAAAAAGUUAUGCGAAAUCGACGCAAAAUGCAAAUAUUACAAGGACAUGAUUGAGACUGAUACGGCUGAAAUUAACUUGAUACAGAAAGAUAUUAGACGAAUUAAUCAUGAAGACAAAGAAGCUCAAAAGCAGCUGGAACAAAUAGAUUUUAUUUUGAAAAGUUUGCGCGAAAAUCAAAAUGUGUUAACUGAGUCGCUAAUAAAUCAUCAGACGUUGGACAAAAUGCUUUCUAAAGAACUGAAAGCAAAGCAAACAGAGUUUCAACAAAUAGAAAACGAAUUUCGUGAUCUUUAUGAACGUUCUAGAUCGAAAAUUACUGAUAAUCCACUAUUCAAAGAGUUGGAAAAGGCAAAGGUUAAAUUUCGCAAAGCUAACAUAGAGCUACGAAGCCUAAAGCUGCAGAUUGCACAGAAAAAAAAAAUUAUUGCUGAAAAGCGAGCGAUUCAGGAAAAAAGGUAUUAUGCUUUUUUCAUUCGCAUGGCUGAAGACUAUCUUGUGGACAAGAAGAUGAAAGAACUGCAAGAGUUAAAGAAGCAGAAAUUGAUUGCAAUUAAAAGAGUUUACGAAUAUCAGGAAAAUCUGAAAGCCAAAAAAAAACUGGCUAUUCCCAAAAUGGAAAUGUUUAAAAAUAUUAUAUUCGGAAGCCAGAGUGAUCACAUCGAAGAGCAGCCCCAAGCCAAUGAAAGGCCAUCAAGCCACAAUAAAAUUCAAACACCAACUCCACUAGUUUUGAAACAACAACAACCUCUGCAGCUUACAAAAGCGAUACCUAAUUUGCGUGAAAAACUCAAUAUACUUCGGGAGGCAGAGGAGGUAGAGCCCGUUGAAAUACCCAGAAAAGUUCGAAUUAUUGAACAGGUGGUUGCACCAGCAAUAACAGCCCCUCACUUUGUUAUCCCAGAAAAUCCCGAACCAAUUAAUAAUUUCUCUAAAACCCUGCAAAGAUUAGUUAAAACUACAGGAUCUAAAAAGCCUAGUUCUCCACAAGUGGAUGAAUCCAUAGCAAUUCAAUCGACUCAACAGUCGGAAGCUGGUCAAUUGUCAGAGGAAGCACAAAGUCGCGUCCCAGCAAAGAUGGUUACACCAGUUAUUACAACGCUUCCCCAGUUCGAUUCACCUGAAAUGCGUCAAACAAGAGUAAUCAAACUGUCUAAAAAAUGGCAAUCAAUGAUCAAGAAUUUGGGCUUCCAAGAUCAACUUUCUCCACAAGCCGAAGACUCUGAGAUGGCUCAGUUGUCUGAAAAGUCAGAUUUGGAACAAUCGUUCCAACAGAGCCGAUCGGCCGAUAAAAUAACGAGUCUUCCGGUUGUUAGCGACGAUCAAUCGAUGCCACCGCUUGCGAUAAACCAAAAGUCAAUUAUAUUAGCUACGGAAGUGAAAAAUCAGAAUGAGGAAUCGUAUGAUCAGAUGAUGAGUAGGAAUGUUGCGGAGUCCAAGUCAGUUCGAUUUAAUGUAGAAUCCAUGUGCCAAAAAGCCAAAGAGAGCAGCGGGAUGUUUUCUCAAGCUAUGUUUCAAAAUCCGUUCCAAUCUUUCUUGGACAGAAAAACAGACCUCAACAACACAUUAGACUCUAAGCAAACAGAAGAAGUGAUGUCCAAUUUAUCAAAGGACGAUUUCAAUAAUACAGAAUCCGAUUUCAACAAUUCGACAUCUGGUUUUAAAUUCUAUGAAGAUGUUAGUGAUCAAGACGAGCAGUCCGACACAGCCGAGUCAGGGCCUUUCGGAGGCGAAAAUAUGUUUUCUUUUGGUUUGAACAAGCCAUUGUUUCCCUUUCAGUAGUCGAAUGGCAAAUGGUUUAACUGGAAUAAUUUUGAUUUCAAUAGCAGCAGAAUCCAUACAUUUUAUUUUCAAUAGUUUUAUGUCGUUGGCACUGCCCAAUUGAAAAUUCCAAACUGGCAUGCAUUUCUUGUAUGCCAUGUCUUAUCCUGUUAGUUUCUAAUAUAGUUCAACGCAAUAAAGGGGUAAGCUUUUAAAAA